Messenger RNA from Suillus clintonianus, 2879 nucleotides. Its product is annotated as DCP2-domain-containing protein. Gene Ontology annotation, molecular function: manganese ion binding; 5'-(N(7)-methylguanosine 5'-triphospho)-[mRNA] hydrolase activity; RNA binding. The transcript is spliced from 9 exons. NCBI's taxonomy places the organism in Eukaryota, Fungi, Basidiomycota, Agaricomycetes, Boletales, Suillaceae. The coding region runs from base 256 to 2577 and encodes 773 amino acids. Gene Ontology annotation, biological process: deadenylation-dependent decapping of nuclear-transcribed mRNA; nuclear-transcribed mRNA catabolic process, nonsense-mediated decay. Gene Ontology annotation, cellular component: P-body; cytoplasm. The record is from RefSeq and is a predicted model, not a curated record.
CAGCAUCCGCAAUUCUGCCCAUCUUGAUGUAGACUUCUCCGAGUUCAUUGCGGGUGACAGCAGUAACGUCAUUCUCACCAACUGCGCUGAGUUUAAUAUCGAGUGCACGCAGGUGAAGACGCUCUGAACCGGCGUAAUCGCCUUGUCUAGAGAGGACGUGGGCUUGGUUAUUGAAUGCAACUGCCUCAUCGAUGAGCUUCUUAGUGACCGGGUCAAAGUAAAAGUGGUGUACAAAGUCACGCAUGCUAGGGGGGGAUGAGCAAGCCAGUGCGUGACAAAGGAUAUGUGUUGUGUCGUGUUUGUUACGUGGAAUCAUACGCUAUCACUCCUGCUAACAACAAGUCCAUCAAUCGUCUUUCCAUCCAAACUGUGUAUACAACGAUCCAAUUCCAACACUGGCCGCCUGACUCUCCUUACUUAUUUCUUUUCUUUUUCUUUCUCUUAAACAUGACUUCUUCCUCGUCCUCAUCACCAGAAAUGCAUCCUGCUCCUCCAGUAGACUCCGCUGAACGCUUUUCCUAUAAACUUGCAACGCAUGAGGAGGUCCUUGAAGAUCUGUCCAGUCGCUUUCUUUUAAAUCUCCCAGAGGAAGAACUCUCGUCUCUUGAGCGGAUAUGUUUCCAGGUGGAGCAAGCGCAUUGGUUCUAUGAAGACUUCAUUCGGGAACAAAAUCCCAAAUUUCCAUCGCUACCGCUGAAGAAGUUCUCCGCAAUGCUUUUCCAAGCUUGUCCUCUGUUACACCAGUGGAGUCACGAUCAUGAACAAGCCUUCAAUACCUUCAUGCAGUACAAGACUAGAGUCCCUGUAUGCGGUGCUAUUAUGUUAAACGAUACAUGGGAAAAGUGUAUCCUUGUUAAGGGGUGGAAGUCGUCUUCUGGUUGGGGGUUUCCAAAGGGUAAGAUAAACGAGAGCGAGCCUACCCAUGAAUGUGCUAUUCGAGAAGUACUUGAGGAGACUGGUUAUAAUCUGGCAGGUCAGCUGAAUCCUGCAAACGUAAUUGAAAUGUCGAUCAAGGAGCAACGGAUCUCUCUCUUCGUGGUACCCGGUGUCCCGGAAGACUUUCCUUUUAAAACUCGGACCCGCAAGGAGAUAAGUCGGAUCGAGUGGUUCAAGUUAACUGAUCUUCCAACCUGGAGGCGGAACAAAGCAGCACCGGGAAAAUUUUAUUUAAUUUCUCCCUUCAUCGCAUCUUUGAAGGCAUUCGUCACUGCCAACAAGCCUCGAGCGAUGGAGGGGCGAGCGCGAAAGACUGGAGGAUACACAAGUACGGAUAAUGGAACACAUGAAUCUAGUUCAUCCUCGGCAGACAAUGGCGAACCUCAGACGCCGUCUCCCCAGUACAGCGAGGCACUUCCUGCGACCGGCCGUUGCGUAGCUACCCACGAGUCAGAUGACGGGCAAGUUGUCGAUGCUGAACACAUGGACCCGCACUUUGCUCGCUUACUCAGUUCUCUGACGCUCUCAGCUGUUAAGCAAGACGAUUCAAAGCCUCAGCUCGUUCUCCCGCCCGUUAAAUCACCUCUCUCGAUGCUCGCUCACAACGCGACCCCACUGGCGAAGCAGAAUAUCGUCGAUUGGUCUUCUCGUGUUUCUGCCCACUCAGAAACGCCUGUGAUAUCUUCUUCGCCUCCGAAACAAAGGCUUUCAAGCGUAUCAUCGUCCUCCACGCAUCCCCUUCGAGUUCCCCAAUCUUCGAGCAUGCAGGCUUCCUAUGUCGAAUCAUCCAUACUACCAACUUCACCAUCCCAUGUUCCUGGAACUCCUUCGUCAGGAGCCCUUUCGACCGCUUCAUUAUCCGCCGCAUCUUCCACUUCAUCCUUCACUUCCUCUCGAAAGGUAUCGUUGUCGUCAAGACGUACCUCGAGCACUGCCGACAUAUCGCCCUACCUUCCGCGCCUUACGGAGGUGCCUGCCUCAGGCAAGACGUUGAGGCAGCUGGCCCUACUGGAAGCAGUGGCUGACGAGUCUUCACGCAUGACCCCUACUCUGCCCAGUAGGGAGUUGCCAACUAUGACUAACUUUGGCAAUGCAUCUGGCGUCCGUCAUCCAGGACCGUCGGCUUCCGUUCCACCACCUACGCACUAUCCGCAAGCUGAAUUUCGCCCACUAUUCGGUUAUACUCCCUCGAUGCCAGCCGGAUAUCAUCUUCCAUCUACUUCUCACCACGCCAGCACCGCAUACUCUGAGCCGCCGCUUGUUGACGACGUUUUUCAAGUGAGACCACGCUCUAGUCAGUUUGUUACCCAUGACUAUUCCCCUCGGAAUACCCAGCAAAAUCAGUUGUUGUCGCUGCUGACUGGGCCACCACCCCUUCCUGUUGGAAUGCCUCACACUUCUCAUCCACAUCCCUCCUACUUACAAGGCUACCUUCCUGCCCAUCAUUAUCAACCACAUCCUUCAGCACACUUCCCCCCCGCUCAUCAGGCUGCGGGUCCCCAUAUGGUAACUGGUCUCUCAACUGCGAUGCUCCCAACAACUUUCCACCCAUUGCCAAUCCCUUCGCGGACCCCUGUUACCAACAGCGCUCAGCUACUUUCACUCCUAAACGAUGAUUACACCCCUAUAUCUCUGCUAUAACCCCACCCUGCAUCAUAUAUUUUGCUUGUCAUCAACGCCAUAAUGUAUAUGCUGCGCGCACGCUCCUCUUUUUGGCACUACUCCGCCCUUUCUCCUGCACUUAUUCCUUACCUGUGGUCUUUUACUUUUGAAUCAUCUUUUUUUCUUUUUGUCCCUUUUUACUGCGGGUUUCAAUGAUUUUGACGUGAACCAUCGUCAUUCUCGUCGUUCAUUACGUUUUGCUGCUGCAGUACAAUAAUUGCUAUCAUCCGUUUGCCCACUCUCGCCAUCUUUCUCUUCGUCACUCCCUCAUACUUGAAUCU